AGAUUUUAUCAAGGCACGGGUGUUUGUUACUGUUGUAUCAAAGUUGCUAGGGACGCCAUGCUUGCUCCCUACACACUCAAGCCAAAAGCAACCUUCAGUCUCGCUCUGUGCACAACCACUGACCAAACAUCAUCUAAGCGAUCUCACUGACUUUACUUCUAUCUUCUCUUCCCUCUAACGACUGUUCUCGUCGUUUUUUAUGUUCCCGAUCUCACUGGCACUCCAUUUCCAUUGUUAGAGUUUAAAUCCCUACACUGCACCUCUGACCGUUAGAUCCCUAAAUGGAGCCAGACGUGAGCAUCGAAACAUCCUGCAUGAUCCGCAUCGCAGUCCUCCCAAUCGGGCCUGUACCUCCCAACGUCUUGCGCGACUACUACUCCAUGUUCCUCCGUCACCACAUCAUCCCUCUCUCUGCCAUCAGUUCCUUCUACACUGAGCACCAGAAAUCCCCCUUCGCCAACCAGCCAUGGGACACCGGCUCUCUGCGCUUCAGGUUUGUACUCGGUGGCUCUCCUCCUAACCCCUGGGAGGACUUCCAGUCCAAUCGUAAGAUCCUCGCCGUUAUCGGUGUCUGUCACUGUCCGUCCUCGCCUGAUCUCGGUUCUGUCGUCGACCAAUUCAACGUCGCUUGUAAGAAUUACGCUUCUGCGCUUGUGAUGCGGUGUUUUGCUUUUUGCCCUUGUGACUCUCAGCUGGAGAAUAGCAGUAAGAAGGGGGAGAAUUUGAGAUUGUUUCCUCCGGCGGAUCGGGAAACGCUUGAGGUUCACUUGCAAACGAUGAUGCAAGAUAUAGCUGCUUCAUUGUUAAUGGAAUUCGAAAAGUGGGUGCUACAGGCGGAAUCUGCAGGAACUAUUCUCAAGACGCCUUUAGAUUCUCAAGCCAGUCUAAGCUCAGAGGAGGUCAUCAAGGCCAAAAAAAGAAGACUCGCACGUGCACAGAAGACAAUAGGGGAUUACUGUUUGUUGGCGGGAUCACCUGUUGAUGCCAAUGCCCACUAUUCCACUGCCUUAGAAUUAGCAAGAUUGACUGCGGAUUUCUUUUGGUAUGCUGGAGCGUUGGAGGGUAGUAUUUGUGCCUUACUGAUUGACCAAAUCGGCCAAAAGGAUGCAGUUUUUGAGGAAGAGGUGAGAUAUCGGUACAAUAGUGUGAUAUCACAUUAUAAAAAGUCAUUCACACCAGACAAUGCUCAAAGGGUUUCACCUUUGGGCUUUGAACUUGAAGCUACUCUGAAAUUUGCAAGAUUUCUUUGUAGAAGAGGAGUCACUAAGGAUGUGGUGGAGUUGCUAACCAAUGCUGCUGAUGGUGCAAAGUCUUUGAUUGAUGCUAGUGAUAGACUGAUAUUAUAUGUUGAAAUAGCUCGCUUAUUCGGGUCUCUUGGUUAUCAGAGGAAAGCUGCCUUUUUCUCAAGGCAGGUAGCCCAGUUGUAUAUGCAGCAAGAUAAUAGAUUGGCAGCGAUUAGUGCCAUGCAGGUUUUGGCAAUGACCACAAAAGCAUAUCGUGUUCAGAGUAGAGCAUCCUUCUCUAGUCAUCUUCAUUCCAAUGAGAUUGGAUCAAGCCAUGCUGAUAGUGGGAAAAUGCAACACCAUUGUGUAGUUUCUUUAUUUGAGUCUCAAUGGAGCACACUGCAGAUGGUUGUGUUAAGGGAGAUACUGCUUUCUGCUGUUCGUGCAGGAGAUCCUCUUGCUGCAUGGAGUGCUGCUGCACGGUUACUAAGAUCAUAUUAUCCUCUAAUCACACCUGCUGGACAGAAUGGUCUUGCAAGCGCACUUAAUAGUUCAGCUGAGAGGCUGCCCUCUGGAACUCGCUGUGCUGAUCCUGCCUUGCCUUUUGUAAGGUUAUAUUCCUUUCCACACCAUUCCUCCCAAAUGGAUAUUGUAAAACGCAAUCCAGCAAGAGAAGAUUGGUGGGCUGGAUCUGCUCCUUCAGGGCCUUUUAUAUAUACGCCGUUCAGCAAAGGAGAGCCAAGUGACAGUAGCAAGCAAGAGCUCACAUGGAUUGUUGGAGAACCAGUUCAGGUCUUGGUGGAGUUGGCCAAUCCCUGUGGUUUCGAUUUAAGGGUUGAUAGUAUAUACCUAUCUGUUCAUUCAGGAGAUUUUGAUGCUUUUCCUGUUAGUGUAAAUCUUCCAACUAAUUCAUCAAAAGUGAUCACCUUAUCUGGAAUCCCAACUUCUGUGGGGACAGUGGCAAUUCCGGGGUGUACUGUUCACUGUUUUGGUGUUAUUACCGAACACCUAUUCAGGGAUGUUGAUAACCUGCUUCUUGGUGCUGCACAAGGGCUUGUGCUUUCUGACCCUUUCAGAUGUUGUGGGUCUCCAAAGCUGAGAAAUGCAUCAGUUCCAAAUAUUUCUGUAGUACCUCCACUUCCACUAUUAGUUUCUCAUGUUGUGGGUGGCGAUGGUUCAAUAGUUUUAUAUGAAGGUGAAAUACGUGAUGUCUGGAUUAGUCUGUCUAAUGCAGGCACGGUUCCAGUUGAACAAGCACACAUCUCACUCUCCGGUAAAAACCAAGAUUCUGUUGUUUCAAUACCAUAUGAAACUUUAAAAUCUGCACUUCCUUUGAAGCCUGGCGCAGAAGUGAUCCUACCUGUAACCUUGAAGGCCUGGCAGCUUGGACCAAUAGACCCUGAUAUGACUGGUGGUAAGCUUGCCUCUGGAAGCAUGGGGAGGCAGUUAAAGGAUGGUAGCAGUCCUACAUUGUUGAUCCAUUAUGCUGGGCCAUUGACAAAUGCUGGAGAUCCUUCAACAAAAGGAUCUGCUGUUCCUCCUGGUAGACGCCUGGUUGUUCCCUUGCACAUUUGUGUUCUGCAAGGUUUGUCUUUUGUCAAGGGUCGCUUGCUUUCAAUGGAAAUUCCUGCACAUGUUGGUGAGAAUCUUCCAGAACCAGUUUUUGCUGAAAGUACCCUUAAUAAAGGAGCUAUUAGUUUGAAAAGUAAAAUGGACGGAUUGGUAAAAAUUGAUCCAUUCAGAGGAAGUUGGGGGCUUCGUUUUCUGGAAUUGGAAUUGUCGAAUCCAACUGAUGUUGUGUUUGAAAUUAGUGUUUCUGUCAAGCUUGACAGCCAUGAGGAUAACCUUUCUGCUGAUCAAGAUGCUACCGAAUAUAGUUAUCCAAAAACAAGAAUCGAUAGGGAUUAUUCUGCUAGGGUAUUAAUACCACUGGAGCAUUUUAAAUUACCUAUUCUUGAUGGUUCAUUUUUCAUGAAGGAUUUUCAGCCUGAUGGGGUUAAUGACAGCAGAAAUUCAAGCUUCUCAGAAAAGAAUGCCAAGGCUGAACUAAACGCUUCUAUUAAGAACCUUAUUUCCAGAAUAAAGGUGAGGUGGCAGUCAGGACGAAACAGCUUUGGAGAAUUGAAUAUCAAGGAUGCCAUACAGGCAGCUCUUCAGACAUCUGUUAUGGAUGUACUGCUACCGGAUCCAUUGACAUUCAAUUUCAGGCUUACCAGAAAUAAUUUCACACAAGAACCUGACAGGGCUGACGACUUCUCUGAGCCAAAAGGUUCUGUGAGGGCUCAUGAUAUGACUCCUAUGGAAGUCAUAGUUCGCAAUAACACCAAGGAAACCAUUACGAUGAGUCUGAGCAUUACAUGCAGGGAUGUUGCUGGAGAGAAUUGCGUCGAGGGUACCAAGGCCACUGUCUUAUGGGCUGGUGUUUUGCAUGGGAUAUCAAUGGAGGUUCCGCCGCUUCAAGAAUCUAGGCAUUCUUUUUCAUUGCAUUUUCUUGUUCCUGGCGAGUACACUCUGGUAGCUGCUGCAGUGAUUGAAGAUGCUAAUGAUAUCCUCAGAACCCGUGCAAGAACAGAGUCAGCUGAUGAGCCAAUAUUCUGUCGAGGUCCCCCAUUCCAUAUUAGUGUCAUUGGGACUGUUUGACCAUUCAGUUGAAUUGUCUUAUAUCAGAUUAUAUACUUUGGUUUCAGGGAUUGCUGCUCGACUUCAGGAAAGCUGUAUGUUUUUGGGUGCUUUGUUAUGGAUCGCAUUCCUCUUUCCUGAUUGCGCCAGCGAUUCCUAUCUUGUACUAUUCUACUCGAUCCUCAAAUGAUUUUUAAUUAAUGGUCUCUGUAGAUGCAUUAUUCAUCAAAUAUCUUCUCCCUGUCCUGUGAAUAGGGUUUUAGUGAUUCCAUAUUCUUCCCCCACAAACUGCGUGGGUUUGCCCAAUUAAAUAAUUUAGUGUUCCCGUAACAGGAACGGACAAGAAUUUAACUCCAA
Jatropha curcas is the source of this 4199-nucleotide messenger RNA. RefSeq names its product transport protein TRS120 (gene TRS120). Gene Ontology annotation, cellular component: trans-Golgi network. Lineage: Eukaryota; Viridiplantae; Streptophyta; Magnoliopsida; Malpighiales; Euphorbiaceae. The record is from RefSeq and is a predicted model, not a curated record.